Messenger RNA from Aegilops tauschii subsp. strangulata, 1759 nucleotides. Lineage: Eukaryota; Viridiplantae; Streptophyta; Magnoliopsida; Poales; Poaceae. The record is from RefSeq and is a predicted model, not a curated record.
GCCUAUAGGCGCCAUGUUUGAUGUUGACGGCAUCGACAUGCCUACUUUCGGUCUGUGUUGGACUCGUCGCAAGAGACGCUUUGCUAGUGAUCAGACCAGGAAGGCGUACACAGCAUUGAACGAGCAGUUCGAUGCGUACACCGGGGUCAUCUGGCAGCCCUACACAGAAGCAGCCAUACAAGCGAGAUACCCUGCUGGUAUGUCUGUGCUAUGCACAAGGGACCGAGAUUACUGGAUGACAAAAUCGAAGAUCAUCUUCGAUGUCUUCGUCGAGGAGAUGGCACAACAGAGGGUUAUGAGGCAAUUUGGUCUUCUGCAGUUGGAGCUACCUCCCCCUAUAGAGAACCCGGUGCCAGCACACAUCCACAGGACGACAAGGAAGGGCAUGAACAGGACAACUGCUGAAUGGCUAGUUAGACUAGAGCCGUAUGUUAUAGAAUGGGAGACAGCAAACACAAAUCUAUGGCACGAGAAUCACAAUUUCGAUCUCGAUGAAUUCAAUCUCUAUUUGCGGCGCUACAUGACCGGAACACGGUUACGCAUUGUUGAGUACUCCCACCCAGAGGAGUUACCGGAUCCUACUCCGUCGGAUAUGUACCCGAGCUAUGAUACUUCGGGCUCUAGGCAGUACGCGGCUACCUUGACUCGCGAACUGUACGACGACGUGACCACCUUUGGACGAUCACUAUCGUCUGGACCUCUUCUUCAACAUCGUCCAGUGGUACAGCCCUUCUUGGAAAGAAUUCAGAAUAAGAUACGGACUGUGUACGAGGCUAUCACGUGCACCCGGAGAACCGAUGUUGUUCAGCACGAGCAGGAGCAGCCGCGUCACUCCAUGCAACGACAUCAACCACGUCCACGCCUAGCACAGCAGCCGACAACCAGGCCACCCCGUCCUGACCAACCUGGCAGUUCUACGUGGCACCCGCAGCACUAUGGUCCCACGUCGAGCUUCGUGUUUUCUCCACAGCCACAGCAGCACGGUCCCUCGUCCAGUUUCGUGUUUCAGCCAGAGCAGACGUCACACCCAGCAGGGGCCUAUGGAUAUCAGGCGUCUAUGUCGGCAUCACAUGAUACGUGGGGGAGUGAUCAACAUCCUGAGGACAACAUACAGGCUCAGAUGUCGCAGCACACCCAGUGGAUGAACAUGUUUUCGACUCCUCCACCAGGCCCCACACAGGAUACACAGCAUGACCAGGGAGAGUUUGAGAUUCCUCCUCGUGUCACAUUAGGGCACCCGACAGGCUUGUCUCCAAGUGUUGUGCAAGUUAGUGAAGUGGACCUCACUUUUGAUUGGUUGAAGACUAAAUUCAUGUUGAAGCAAGGGUUGAAGGAAGACGAUUUUGUGUACUACGUCAGCAGGAAGCAUUCAGAUGGCCCUGGGGAAAGAAAAUUGAUUGACAUAACUGAUGAUGGCAAGAUUCAAGAAAUGCUGAGCGAAUGGGAAUGGAAAAGGAUUGUGAAGAUGCAAAGGAAGGAGGGCCGCCGCCCAGCAGGUGAGGUCGGGAGGCCGCCACCGGCCAGCCAUGAGCCACUGCCGCAGCCCAUGGUCGCCGCUACUUGUUCUACUGCCGCCGCUCCGCCCAAGCUGGCCGCUGCUCCACUCCUCCUUGGCCGCUGCCGCCACGCAGCAAGCAGCUUCGGCCGCUCAGAUGUGUCCGCGACGGGACAGCUGCUCCUCCGUGCUUUCCUGGAUGUGUCCGCGACGGGAUGGCCGCUCCUCCUUAUGUCGCUGGGAGAGACGGAUGGCCGGCUAUGA